AAACACAACAGGCAAGAUGGCGGACUCGGUUGCAGAUUCAACUAAAAGUGAAGAUAGUGAAAACAAUACAGAGAGUACUGAGAGGGUAUCAACAUCAACAGAGGGCCCAGCAGGAGCAGCAGAUCCUCCUCAUAGGAAUGGGGCAUCUGUGAUUCAGCCUUCCAAGCUUGGUGGAUUUAGGCCUGGAUUCUCAGCAUUUGGGGGAUCAGGGGCGAAUACCGGUGCUUUCUCAACCAACCCAUUUGCUCCACGUGCCACCCUGAAAUCUGAUGUCGUAUCUACUGGGUCAGCACACCCUCACCCACAUGAAGGUACAGGUCUCAUCGCACCCAGUCGAUUCAUGGUCAACCCAUGCAUGCCCCACGACAAGUCCGCAUCGCAAAGUGAUAAUGAUUCUGAUGUAGAUGUCCCGGGGGAGAACCGCAAGUUCCAGCUGCGACCUUCAGCCCUGACGAACCAAGUGGAAACACUGAAGAGUAAAGGACGAACCUCACCACAACCUGCUGUUCAGUCAUCAAUACUCAAGCCUGCUACGCUACCUGAUCCUCGACAGCCCCAAGACAGUAAAGAGAAUCACAGGGAGGAGAACGAAGAGGAGGCUUGUGAGGACAAAGAGGUGUCGUCCACAUCACUCCCAGUCAAGAGCCCAGACAAGCCCCAGGCAGCCAAACAGAUCACCGACAAUGGCCUCUUCUCUGCGCUGCUGCCGUGGCACCAGAAAACAGUGUGGCAGAUUCUACAUCAAAAUCAGCAGCGGGAGCUGAAGGAGGGGAGUUCAUAUUUGGACAAAAUUUAACAGAACGCGUCACAGGAGUGUCUUCAUCUCAAGCUGCCAGUGAGUCAGCGUCAGGAUUUGUUUUUGGUCAGAAUUUAGCAGACAGAGUAGUCCAUUCAGAUGCAGGUUCGCCCCCUCCUGACACGGAAACAAACGGGAAGGAGGCGGAGUCAU
Molecule: messenger RNA, 949 nt
Organism: Haliotis rubra (blacklip abalone)
Lineage: Eukaryota; Metazoa; Mollusca; Gastropoda; Lepetellida; Haliotidae
Exons: 12
Coding region: 17-796 (259 amino acids)
Source: RefSeq, a predicted model, not a curated record